Danio aesculapii is the source of this 2346-nucleotide messenger RNA. It is a transcript of the gene tsen54, whose product is annotated as TSEN54 tRNA splicing endonuclease subunit. Gene Ontology annotation, cellular component: tRNA-intron endonuclease complex. Lineage: Eukaryota; Metazoa; Chordata; Actinopteri; Cypriniformes; Danionidae. Gene Ontology annotation, biological process: tRNA-type intron splice site recognition and cleavage. The transcript has 11 exons. Bases 11 to 1528 code for a protein of 505 amino acids. The record is from RefSeq and is a predicted model, not a curated record.
GGCAGUAAACAUGGCAGACUCAGACGCUUCAGCAGAUACAGGAAAUAAACAUUGUGUUUAUCACGAGCUGCUCAGUCCAUCAGAGCUGUUUGAAGCUCGGUCCCGCAGCCAUAAGAUCCCGGUGCGCGGCCAGAAAGAGUUCCUGCCCAGCGGCUCCGAGAAGCAGAGCCAACGACUGCAGCACAGCCUGGAGGAGCACUGGACACUGCUGGCCGAGGAGAGGGUCGAGAGACUAGGGAAUCUGGUGAAUGCGGUGUGGAGUCCUGAAGAAAGAUUGGUGGAGUUACAAUCACCGGCCGGGAAGUUUUGGCAGACGAUGGGCUUUUCAGAAAGAGGCAAGCAGUAUCUGCAACCCGAAGAGGCUCUCUACCUCAUGGAAUGUGGCAACGUGCAGGUGUUUUACAGGGACCUUCCUCUGUCCAUUCAGGACGGAUAUGAGCGGUUUCUGUCCUCUGACACCGUGACUCUUCAUCAGUACCAGGUUUUUGGACAUUUGAAGAGGCUUGGGUAUGUUGUGAACAGAUUUGAUCCCAGUCAUCUUUCACACAGUUCAGUCUCAUCCACAUAUGAGAGACAGCUGAAUCUGCCAUCAUCAUCAAUGGACAAACAGAAGAAACAGCUGAAGAGGAAACGCUCUCAAAGUCCUGUGUCAAGUGACAAACACAGCAUAACAACAGAAGAGAUGACAUCUGAAGCUCACAGUGAGCUAGCGGAGACCAGUAAAUUACCAGCGCCUCUGAAGAAGCCAGUACAGUCAGCUGACGCCCCUGACAGGACAUGGUGGAUGGAGGAGGAUGUCCUGCAAAAACACCCCAAAACUCAAACUGCAGCUCCCCGUUGGGACUUCAGCACCAUCAGUUUCCCAGAUCUGGGCUCCCGCAGGAGAUCUGAGUGUUUGGUGUCUCCAGACCACAGCCUGCUGCCUGAAAAUGUUGAUGUUGGUGAAUGUGACGUGUCCCGCUGGCUGGGCAGACUCAACAUGAAGCAGGAGAAGCUGUCGCGGCGGGACAGGGAGCGCCAGAGGGAUCGGGACCGAUACCGCAGGGAUAUUAACAGUGACCGGGACGUGCGGCGCUGUAGAAACUGGGCAGAAUAUUCAGAGCUGAUGGAGGAACGGAGGAGGCGGAGGAGAAAACACAGACCUGAACAUCUGUGGGAGAGAGACGAGACACCGCUCACACAGCCCGGACAGUGCACAUCACACCGUGAACUGCUGGACCAGAUCAGCAUCAUCAAGUCUUCAGCUUUCUCCGAGGGUCUUUCCAGAUUGUCCCCGUCAGACCAGUGGAAGAUUAGUUUCGAUGUUUACCAACCAGACACGGUGACGGAGUUUAAAAAGAGCCACCCCGGAAAGCCUUACACCCGCAUGUGUGUCUGCAGUUUUGCAGGUCCUGUGCCGGAUCUGCAUGCAGUGAAGCAGCUGUCCUUCCAGAGCCUGGACGUCCCGGUGACGUUUGCAGUGGUGGAUCACGGUGACAUCUCCUUUUACUGCUUCAAAGACUUUAAACUUCCAACCGAUGUGUAUUAAAGCAGGAUUUACUGAACUGAACACAACGUCUGUGCAUCUCAGGGGGAUUACGGAGGGAUAGUUCACCCAAAAAUAACAGCUCUGUCAUCGUCUACUGACUCCUAUUGCAUUGCGAAUUAUUAAAGUCUUAAAUCAUGAAGCAUUUUUUUUAGACAAGUACAAAAUAUUGUCUUGUUUUCAGAAAUAAUGAGUGUAAAUGAAGUGAGUUUUUCCAUAAAACAAGCAAAAUAAUCUGCCAGAGGGGUGAGUAUGAUAAACUAGUUUUCACUUUUGACAUAAGAUUAUUUUACUUACCCUAUAUAACUUCUGAAAAUAAGACAAUACUUUGUACUUGUCUUGAAAAUGCUUCAGUUUUGAGGUAUUUGGACUGGAAACGAGACUAAAGCUCUGAGUAAGAAAAGCGUUCUUGGUCAAUUGAAGUCAGUGGGAACAAAAAAUGUUUGAUUUCCAACAUUUAUCAAAACGUCUUCAACAUCCCAUUGGAUUCAGUGCCAAUAAGCAAUGACAGAAUUGUCCGAAUUGAAUUUGUUUUUGGGUGAAAUCCUCCUGUAAUUUGAUUUCUAUCAUCUUCAAGUUAUACCAAAACAAUCAACACCAGCGUCAGGGAUGUCUAGUGUCUUCAGGACCGUUUCAGCUGCUGGAAUUCAUUUCGUUUAGCUGGUUAUCCAGCUUCCAGAGAGUCUUUUUAUUAGAUGCAUGGUGAUGAUGGUUAAUGCGCUUCAGUUUAUCGAUAUUUACAGCACACACAUACACAUUUAAAAUGGUCAGUUGAUUAUUAGUUUCAGGAAACACUCAAUAAAGCAGUUGUUUUCAUCUGG